Molecule: messenger RNA, 1591 nt
Organism: Durio zibethinus
Lineage: Eukaryota; Viridiplantae; Streptophyta; Magnoliopsida; Malvales; Malvaceae
Biological process (GO): transmembrane transport
Source: RefSeq, a predicted model, not a curated record
UUUUUUUUUUUUUGUAGUUUUGGAGUUCGAUCUUUAAAAGUGGCCAAGAUAAAUAUAAGCCCGGCCGAGGAAGAAUCGGCGCAAGAGAUUCUUGUCCCGGCCGAUAUAGAUUGGGAAAUGCUUGAUAAAUCAAAGUUUUUCUUGUUAGGUGCUGCUCUGUUUUCAGGUGUUUCAGCUAUUCUUUACCCUGUAGUUUUGGUUAAAACAAGGCAACAAGUUGCUCAAGCCCAACUUUCCGGUGUCCGAACCGCCUUUUCGAUUGUUAAACACGAAGGUUUCAGGGCUUUAUACCGAGGAUUCGGUACCUCUCUAAUGGGAACAAUCCCGGCUCGAGCUUUUUACAUGGCAGCUCUUGAGGUUACCAAAAGUAAUGUAGGGAGUGCCACGGUUAAGUUUGGUGUUCCUGAACCAACGGCUGGAGCAAUAGCUAAUGCUGUUGCUGGAUUGAGUGCUGCAAUGGCUGCACAGCUUGCUUGGACCCCAAUCGAUGUGGUUAGCCAGAGGUUAAUGGUUCAAGGAAGCCACCCAAGUUGUAGUUCACCUUGUAAAUACGUAAAUGGGAUCGAUGCGUUUAGGAAAAUAAUUAACACGGAUGGUCCAAGGGGAUUGUAUAGAGGUUUUGGAAUAUCGAUUUUAACCUAUGCUCCAUCUAAUGCAGUGUGGUGGGCAUCUUAUUCAGUUGCUCAGAGGCUUGUAUGGGGAGGUAUUGGAUGUUACCAUUGGAAAAAAGAUGAUGAGAGUAAUGAUGAUGUGAGUAGUAAUAGCAAUACAAUUAGGCCUGAUUCAAAGACGGUAAUGGCAGUUCAGGGAAUCAGCGCAGCCAUGGCUGGGGGGGUAUCAGCUUUGAUUACAAUGCCACUUGAUACAAUUAAGACGAGACUGCAGGUUUUGGAUGGGGAAGAUAAUGGGAGGCGUGGACCAACAAUUGGGCAAACUGUUAGGAAUUUGGUUAAAGAAGGUGGGUGGUUGGCUUGUUAUAGAGGUUUGGGGCCACGCUGCGCGUCUAUGUCUAUGUCUGCAACAACAAUGAUCACUACUUAUGAGUUCCUGAAACGGGUCUCAGCCAAGAAUCAAGAGAGCUUGAUGUAAUAAAGAAAAAUAGGGGAAAACUGAGAAAGAAACAGUGGGGAAAACAGACGUUUCUCUUCUGGGUUCUUUGAUCUUCUUCUAAAUCAUGCUUUUGAUGUCUUUUAUUUAUUUAUUUAUUUUUUUGGCUUUCUGGUUGGUGAAUGUAAUUUGGCUGCAGGUCUAUUUCAAUAUGAAUAUAAAUCUCUUUCUUUGUUAUCACCAUACUUAAAUCUUGGAUUAACAUCUAAUUUAUUAAAGGAUUUUAAAAUUUGUGGGUUUGUCAUCAAUUUAUAAUACAUCCCAAGAUUCCUUUGAUAGAAAGUCGGAGUGGGUAUCUUGUUAGGGAUAGGAAUGGGGCAAUUGAUGACCCUGAGGAAUCUAGGGUUUUUGAUGGAUUUGAUUGAAAUCUUCCAAAAGAAUGAUUUUAUGUUUUUCAGUCUGAUUGAAUCUGAACCGUUCUUGAGAUCUUGAAUCAAGCAUUACAACAAUGUGUUAAUACUUUGACCAAAACUUGAUGAGCCCU